CACAUUCCGGUCGAGACGAGCAACUUUUCAGGCACCAAGUACGCGCUGAUAAUCGGCAUCAACUACUACAACAAGGAUUACUCGCAGACAUCCAACAUCAACAGCGCGCACGCGUUCCGCAACAUCCUGGUUAGCCGCUUUGGAUACCUAGAAAAGAACGUCACGCUGCUCAGCGACGACCAGCAGGACCCAAGGUCGCACCCGACAUACAGCCUAAUUACGUCAAAUAUGAAGCGCAUGAUGCGCGAGGUGCGGCCCAACGACUCGGUGUUCUUCUACUACUGCGGGUUUGGCAAGCUGCCCAUGCAGGUCCAGGAUAAGCGGUCGGAGACGCUGUCAGCGGUUCGCAGGCUGCGGUCAGACUACAUCCUGCCCGGCGACUUUGAGACCGCCGGCGCGAUCGACGCCGCGUACUUGCACAAAUAUCUGGUUCGGCAGCUCCCGCAGUCAGCACGGCUCACAGCCCUGUUAAAUUGCAUCGUCAACGAGACCGGCCUGGGCGUCCCCUACAAGUAC
Messenger RNA from Kickxella alabastrina, 516 nucleotides. RefSeq names its product peptidase C14, caspase domain-containing protein. Gene Ontology annotation, molecular function: cysteine-type endopeptidase activity. NCBI's taxonomy places the organism in Eukaryota, Fungi, Kickxellomycota, Kickxellomycetes, Kickxellales, Kickxellaceae. The transcript has a single exon. Gene Ontology annotation, biological process: proteolysis. The annotation marks the transcript as partial. The record is from RefSeq and is a predicted model, not a curated record.